Messenger RNA from Xyrauchen texanus (razorback sucker), 3418 nucleotides. It is a transcript of the gene gtpbp2a, whose product is annotated as GTP binding protein 2a. Bases 147 to 1928 code for a protein of 593 amino acids. The transcript has 12 exons. Gene Ontology annotation, molecular function: translation elongation factor activity; GTPase activity; GTP binding. NCBI's taxonomy places the organism in Eukaryota, Metazoa, Chordata, Actinopteri, Cypriniformes, Catostomidae. The record is from RefSeq and is a predicted model, not a curated record. Gene Ontology annotation, biological process: translational elongation.
GGGGGUGGAGCUCUACCGGCUCGAGAUUAUAAAUAAUGUUUCUCUCCCAAUAUCUGCUUUAAUCAAAUUAAUUUAGCAGGGUAAUGGUGUAGGACAGACGCGACAGUUUAUCAGUAAAUCUGCUGGAUUAUUUCAGAGUUUUGAAAAUGGAUUCGCGGGUGUCGGGGCUGUUCGGGACUGUUUCCACACAGAAGUCCAGCUCUCAGGGAGCGAGUAGUGCCUGUAGAAAAUCAUAUGCGAAAAAUGGCAAAAAGUGUAAAAACCGGUCAGCCCGGUACCCCAAAGCCAGCAAUAACCCGCCUUAUCUACCUCCAGAGGUUGAAGAGGGAAACAUUGAGUACAAGCUGAAGCUGGUAAACCCAACACAGUACCGAUUUGAGCAUCUAGCUACACAGAUGAAGUGGAGGUUACAGGAGGGCCGAGGGGAAGCGGUGUAUCAGAUCGGUGUGGAGGACAACGGGCUGCUGGUGGGCCUGUCAGAGGACGAUAUGAGAGCCUCGCUCAAAACACUUCACAGGAUGGCUGAGAAGGUGGGUGCUGACAUCACAGUUCUGAGAGAGAGAGAGGUGGAUUACGACUCCGAUGAGCUGCACAGAAUAGCUGAAGUCCUAGUCAGGAAAGUGCCAGAUGAUCAGCAGUUCCUGGACCUACGGGUAGCUGUGUUGGGGAACGUGGACUCGGGGAAGUCCACUCUGCUUGGUGUUCUUACUCAGGGAGAGCUGGAUAACGGCAGAGGACGGGCACGACUCAACCUCUUUAGACACCUGCACGAAAUCCAGACAGGAAGAACCUCAAGCAUCAGCAUUGAGAUCUUGGGCUUUGACAGCAAAGGAGAGGUGGUGAACUACAGUGAGUCCCGAACAGCAGAGGAGAUCUGUGAGAGUGCCUCAAAAAUGAUCACCUUCAUUGACUUGGCUGGCCACCACAAAUACCUGAAGACCACAAUCUUUGGCUUAACCAGCUACUGUCCAGACUUUGCCAUGCUUGUCGUCAGUGCAAACACUGGCAUCGUGGGUACGACACGGGAGCACUUGGGUCUGGCCAUGGCGUUGAAGGUGCCCAUCUUCAUUGUGGUGAGUAAGGUGGACCUGUGCACUAAGGGUACGGUGGAGCGCACUGUCCGACAGCUGGAACGCAUCCUUAAACAGCCCGGCUGCAACAAAGUGCCAAUGCUGGUGUCCACUACAGACGAUGCAGUCACUGCUGCUCAGAAGUUUGCCCAGUCUCCCAGCAUUACUCCGAUCUUCACCCUGUCCAACGUAUCAGGCGAGAGUCUGGAUUUGCUGAAGGUCUUCUUUAACAUUCUACCUCCCCUCAGCAACAGCAAGGAACAAGAGGAACUUAUGCAACAGCUCACUGAGUUUCAGAUUGAUGAGAUCUAUACAGUGCCAGAUGUUGGGACAGUAGUCGGUGGAACUCUUUACAGUGGGAUCUGCCGCGAGGGGGAUCAGCUGGUGGUUGGACCCACAGAUGACGGGCAGUUUCGGGAGCUGACGGUGUACAGUAUCCAAAGGAACCGCUCAGGAUGCAGGGUGCUCAGAGCUGGCCAGGCAGCUACUUUGGCACUGGGAGAUUUCGAUCGGUCACUCUUACGAAAGGGUAUGGUGAUGGUUAGCCCAGACAUGAACCCCACUAUCUGCUGGUGCUUUGAGGCAGAGAUCGUUUUACUGUUUCAUGCUAAAACUUUCCAUAAGGGCUUCCAGGUCACUGUCCAUGUGGGCAACAUUAGACAGACAGCCACAGUUGAGGCUCUGCAAGGAAAGGAUGAGCUCCGCACUGGUGAGAAAGCUGUGGUACGAUUCAAGUUCAUCAAACACCCAGAGUACUUGAAGGUAGGUGCUAAGCUGCUCUUCAGAGAGGGAGUCACCAAAGGCAUUGGGCAGGUCACCAAACUACAGCCUGCGUCUCAGUACCAGCACCAUCUUUGAUAAAGAAUAACCCUGAACUAAUCCACCACUAUCUCUCUCUUCACCUUACCAUCUCUGUACUAUCGCUUUCUUCUUUUCUCUGUUCCGUUCAUUUAAUUAAGCCUCAGCUUACCAAACUCACAUUUGAGUUCAUGGUCUCAUCAACUGAGUUUCGUGUCAUAAAAGAGCUGUCACCAUAAUGGAGUUUUAGUCAUGCCAGAUUUCUUUUAAAUGUCUCCAAAUGGGGUGUUUACAGUCAUUCAAGCAUUUUUUUGCUUACUUUAUAUAUCUUUUAAUAUUGAGAUGGCACUGAAAGUUUGUUCUUGUGCAGUCUUUUUAAAGUCAUAAGUCCUAAACCAUUCAUAAUAUAAUAACCAAAGGUUAGAGAUUGUGAAUUUAAAUAUGGCUGCCAAAGAUAGAUGAUGUCAAUGAAGAAUCAUUUCUUCCUGUGGCAGCUACCGAUUUUACAAAGUUUUAAAAGAACGUCUGACCAGCCAACUCUGCUCUACCAAAUACCAGACACAAUCUCCACAUCUAUCUGUUAUUUAUUUAUUGUUUUGUAAAGAGGUUUUUUACUAAUGUGGCAUUGUCAAGCUUUAACAUCAUUAAAGGGAUAGUUCACCCAAAAAGGUCAUUUCUGGUGGGUAAACAAUGACAGAAUUUUCACUUUUGGGUGAACUGUCCCUUUAAGGUUCACGUAAACAUGCUGCCUUACCACCAAGUGUUCCUAUAUUCUGUGACUAUUGCUGCUGAUAUCAGAGAUGUCAUUUGUUAUGCCUUAAAUGAUAAUAGCCUUUGAUGAUUGACAUGUUUUUCUGCCUGCACUCGAGUGCUGUAGUUGCUCAGGAAAGCUGUUGUUCAUUCUAUUUACCCAGUACAUUCGGAUAUUGGAACAGGAGAAUUUGAUUGUACAAACGUCAAGUGUAAGGAUUCAAAAAUACUCAUUUUGAUGAAUUAUGCAAAUUAAUCUUUCAUUUCUGCUCUCUGUUAUUGGGCUGCUUUUUGAGUUUAUUUUAUUGCACCUCAAUAAUUCCUGGAUUUUGGUGCUACACCUUUGAUGUAUAUGUUUUAAAGCUUAAAUAUUGAAAGGGGGUUGAUUGAGUUGUUAGUUAGUUCUUGCCUAAGAUCUGUCCUGUAAUCUUUGUAUGCAUGUUUGUCUUCAAGAGUAGCUUAAGUUCACUUUUAAGUUCCUCCUAUAUCACUGUUCUGUGUUUCCUGUGCUGUUAUAGAGGAAGAAAAAACUAUGUGUUUGAACCAAACAGAACAUUUAUAAAGAAUUGUUAAAUAGUAAAGUAAAUGUAUCAUCUACUGGAAAGUGUUUUAGUUACUACACUUUGUAAUCAUUUCUAUUUUGAAUUGGCAUAUCAUUUUACACCAAGUGUCUGUAGUCUGGCUUCAGAUGCUAGACGUUUUUUCGAAAUAUUUUUAAAUAUUUUAGCCUUUUUGGUGAAUUGGUGUAUUUAUGUACAAAUUUGUUUGUAUAUUAUGGUGUACAUAAAUAAAAAAGUUUA